Portunus trituberculatus (swimming crab) is the source of this 1854-nucleotide messenger RNA. Its product is annotated as WD repeat, SAM and U-box domain-containing protein 1-like. The record is from RefSeq and is a predicted model, not a curated record. Gene Ontology annotation, molecular function: protein binding. Lineage: Eukaryota; Metazoa; Arthropoda; Malacostraca; Decapoda; Portunidae. The coding region runs from base 222 to 1643 and encodes 473 amino acids. The transcript has 11 exons.
CUCAUCGCGCACCACAACAACAUUCCUCAGCGAGCGGCGGCGAUCACGGCAUCCCCUCGCUCCUCCCCAUGACGGACUUCAUUAAAUAUAAAGACUCCUUUGUGAUAUUUAUGAGGCCAACUGUGGUGUGCCAUUUUCAACAUUUGGUGACCUUGGUGGAUGAAACACUUCAUAGCUUUCAUAGCUUAAGGAUUCCGGACAAGUGAUGGAAUUGGUAUCGUAUGGAAGGUGCUGACGAUAAGGACCACUUCCGGGAUCUGGAAUUAAUCAGAGAGAGAUGCAGCGCCAAAAACAAAAAUCGAGGAAGAAAUGGAGAGGAGGCUGGGGGAACAAGACCCAUGCCAAUUUGUGUGAUAAAAGGUCACACCAACGAUGUCACAAGUGUUGAUUUUUCUGGCCGAUCUCUCCUUGCAACAGGCUCGUUGGACAAAAGUGUGCGAGUGUACAAGUGGCAUGUUGGAGACAAGUUUGUGGAAGUGAGCUAUUCUCCUCUCCUGGGACACACAUAUGGUGUUAAUUCUGUCAAUUUUUCUCCAUUUGGCUCAAAACUGGCAUCUGCUUCUAUUGAUGGGUCCACAAUUAUCUGGGAUGUAAAGAGUGGUGAGCAAUUGUGCUCCCUGCUGCCUUCCAGUGAGGCUGCUGUUAGGGUCUGUGCCUUCUCUCCCAACUCUGCCUUGUUGGCGACUGGUGGAGAUGAUGACAUGGCAGGGAUCUGGGAUGUUUCUACACUUUCUCUUCUCAGGAAUGAACAAAGCCCUGAAAAGUGUUUAUUGAGACGUAUGUGUGGAGAUGAGUCAACUGUUACAAGUUUAAGCUUCACCCCAGAUAGCUGUUAUCUAGCUACUGGAAGCAGUGGAGGUGAACUGCGAGUGUGGGAUGCUCGCUAUGGCCACUCUGUGCCUCUUGCUGUCAAGGCAGAAGCUCAUGAUCUAGGUGUAUGCUCAAUUCACUUUAGUCCAUCAAUUGGAAAAGAAAACACUGGUACCCUUGGAAAACAGUACCUGUUGGCAUCAGGUGGACAGGAUACAGAACUACAUUUAUGGGUUGUGGAGAUAGGAAGCCAAGUAUUGGGUGGGGACAGCACACCGUCCAUCACCCUUCACCAUAGUUUGCAGGGCCACUGUGCACCAAUCAUGUCAGUACGAUUCAGUGCUAAUGGAUCACUUCUGGCAUCUGCAUCAGGAGAUAAGACUGUCAGGCUUUGGGAUCCUAUAAAACAAAUCGCUCUGGGUGUGUUGGAGGGUCACAAGCGAUAUGUCACCUCAUGUGCCUUCAGUGAUGAUGGGGUACUGGUUGCUGCUGGGAGUGGGGAUCGAGUGGUCAACGUGUGGCGGGUUGAUGGAGCCACCAAUGCUGGUCAGAGCUCUGCUUCAUCAACUGACACUAUGAGAAAGCUACAUGUCAGGUUUCCCUCGGUCAGAUUUCGGGAAAAUACAAGGGUUAUUGAUUGGAAUUGUGAAGAUGUGUGUGAGUGGUUGGUUGAACAAGGGUUAGCAGAAUACUCUCACAAUUUCCGAUCUCAUGCCAUUGAUGGACGUGAAUUGCUCUCAGUUACAGAUGACAUUCUUGAGAAAAAACUUGGUGUAGGUAAGUAUGUUAUUUGUCUCUUAAUCUUCAUUACUUUCAUAUUUCUUUAUCCAUAGUCCUAGUUUUUAUGGUCUGUAAUCUAUGAAGCACAUUGCAGGAAAAUGAACUACAGUAAAACCUCAGCUCACGACCAUAAUUCGUUCUUAAAUUCUGUUCGUCACCUGAUUUGUUCGUCCCCUGAAUCAAUUUUUCCCAUAAGAAUGUAUUGAAAUACCAUUAAUCUGUUCCAGACCAAAAAAAAAAUCAUACUUUUGUCCAUAAAACCCA